Penicillium cinerascens is the source of this 1614-nucleotide messenger RNA. RefSeq lists its product as uncharacterized. The transcript has a single exon. Gene Ontology annotation, biological process: transmembrane transport. NCBI's taxonomy places the organism in Eukaryota, Fungi, Ascomycota, Eurotiomycetes, Eurotiales, Aspergillaceae. The record is from RefSeq and is a predicted model, not a curated record. The coding region runs from base 1 to 1614 and encodes 537 amino acids. Gene Ontology annotation, molecular function: transmembrane transporter activity.
AUGGACGAGGAACAUCUCAAUGGAACUGAACGCAUCUUUCCCGCUCGCAGCGGGGAGAUCACACUCAUCCCAACUCCCACAGAUUCUCCCGACGACCCACUGAACUGGAGUCGGUGGAGACGGUGUUGGCACGCCUUUUUGGUUUUGCUCGUGGUCGCCUUCACGGCCGCCACUUCCAAUGAUGCUGGCACGGCUGGUAACGGCAUGAAUGCGGAUCUGGGCAUCUCCUGGGACGCAAUCAAUAUUGCCGCCGGUGUCUUGUUCCUCGGCAUUGGGUACUGCACCCUGCUGCUGAGUCCCGCGCCAUUUUUGUACGGUCGCCGCAUCUCGUACCUGCUGUGUCUACUAUUUUCCAUCGUCGGCUCGAUCUGGCUCGCGCGGGUGCAAACUACCCAAGACAAUAUUUGGAACCAACUUUUCGUGGGCGCAUCGGAGUCAUGCGCCGAGGCCCUCGCCCAGCUCUCUCUGUCGGACCUUUUCUUCCAGCACCGACGAGGUCUCGUGCUCGGUCUAUACGUCCUUGCUACCAGUAUCGGUACCUUCACCGGGCCCCUGGUCGCGGGAUUCAUCACCGACAGCCCCGUUAUGGGAUGGCGAUGGGUCGGAUGGCUGGGGGCGAUCAUCUCCGGGGCCCUUCUUGUCCUUCUCUUCUUCGGGCUGGAAGAGACGGCCUUCGAUCGACACAAUCCCAUCGACGGACUCGACACGCCUCGAAGAACCACAACCCCGCCCGAAUCCAACCUCUCGCUGGACGAGAAGAACAAGGAGUUGACGGAAGUGCAGUCCACUUCUCGUGGCGACCCAGUCGAUGAGGAGAACCCCGAUCAGAAGAAAGGAAAGACCUAUUUCCAGCGCAUCGCUUUGAUCACCCCUUCCUCCAGCUUGAUCGGGACUGGCUUCAAACAAUACUAUUAUCGCCUGUGGAACACCCUACGGGUGUUCAGUUUCCCAGCAGUCCUGUACUCCGGCCUCCAGUGGGGAGCUCAAGACGCAUGGCUCACUUUCUACCUAACGGUCGAAGAGGAUAAUUACUACGACCCACCGUGGAACUACACCGAUGCCGCAGUGGGCAUCAUGAACGUUCCCACACUGAUCGGCGCCUGCAUCGGCUGUAUCUACGGUGGGUGGUUUUCCGAUCUCUUCGUUGCCUGGAUGGCCAAACGGAAUGGCGGUAUCUUCGAAGCCGAGCAGCGUCUCUGGCUCCUGUUCCCCGUUGCCAUUAUUGCCCCAGCCGGACUGAUGCUUUUCGGCAUCGGUUCCGACCUCGGCUGGGAUUGGCACAUGACCUACCUUGGACUGGGCUUCAUCGGCUUCGGCUGGGGCUGUGCUGGUGAUCUCAGUAUGGCGUACCUCAUGGAUGCGUAUCCUGAGAUGGUCCUUGAGGGUAUGGUCGGCGUCUCUGUUAUCAAUAAUACCAUUGGUUGCAUUUUCACCUUCUCCGCUCAGUACUGGCUCGAUGCACAGACUCUUUCUCAAGUCUACAUCGCUCUUGGUGUGCUGAGCUUUGCCUUCCUGAUGACUACUGCCCCGAUGAUUUACUGGGGUAAGGCCUCUCGGAAGGCGACUCGAAAGCGGUAUCUGAACUACCUUCAAAUCCGCGAUGGUUACUGCUAG